This is a messenger RNA of Asterias rubens (European starfish), 4340 nucleotides long. RefSeq names its product centrosomal protein of 89 kDa-like. Gene Ontology annotation, biological process: cilium assembly; chemical synaptic transmission; mitochondrion organization. Gene Ontology annotation, cellular component: centriole; ciliary transition fiber. The record is from RefSeq and is a predicted model, not a curated record. The transcript has 18 exons. NCBI's taxonomy places the organism in Eukaryota, Metazoa, Echinodermata, Asteroidea, Forcipulatida, Asteriidae. The coding region runs from base 20 to 2953 and encodes 977 amino acids.
UCUGCAGACGGUUUUGAAAAUGGCAGGGAAAAAGAAGCCGAAAAUUCGCUCCAAAGGGAAGAGCAAAAAGCCAAUGGCCCAUAUAGGGUCGGCUCUCUUCCCUCGAGCAAUGUUUGCUGCAGUUCCCCGUUCCCCUGAGCCACCGGAAGAUGUACCUGAAGAGCGUCCUCUAUCUGCCCUCUCUUCCGCCCUCCUAAAUGCCUCUUUGUUAGGGCGUGUCAUUGCCACGCCCCCUGAUAAUAACACCUUGAAGAGCACAGGAGAACUCGGUGCUUCGAGAACGCAAGAAGGGAAUGUUAGCAUGGAGAACAGCAUGGCUAGGAGCAGUAUGUAUGAUUAUUACGAUAGCGAAGAAGAUGAAGGAGAAGACAUGGAUCAGGGAUAUGAAGAUCCUGGGUAUUCCAGUAUCCCACUUAAUAACCAUCAGAAGCGUAACACCAUCAGUAGUCGAGCCAAGCUGGCCACACCCAGCCACUCGGACUCCAUGCACAGCAGCGACGAUGAUGAUGAAGAAGAUGGAGAAGAAAGUGCCCCACCCUCUGAGAGACGUAAAGAGCAGAUGGAUUCGUCUUCCCAGCAGAGGUUUUAUCACACUCUGGAGAAGGGGGAGGCGGAGAGUCUAGGAGAGGAAGAAAGGAGACGGGGGAAGACGGCAGACCUGAAGAAAUCAAAAGAAAUCUUGAGAAAAGAAACAGCUGCUGCAGCAAAAGAUGUGGAAGAUAUAUACUCUAGGAGCAGCAAGCAUAAGAAAAAAAAACCAACCCCACGACUGUCGGCAGACCUUUCAGAGAGCAGUAGUUUAACCAUGGUAACAAGCCCACAAGAAGAUGACUUCUCUGACCUCAUCACGCCGCCUCCCCCAUGGAAACAGAAGAGCAAGAAAAAGAAAAAAGCAGGUAAACUCAGCCCAGAUAGAUUAACAGAGGAAAAUCUCACUGGCGAUAGACUGACGUCCCAAGAUUUCACAGACGGCCUUGUCGCGGAGCCUAUUAUCCAGAGAGUCGAUGCGACGAAUGCCACUGCAAUGAAGCGACCAUCCCCGGUGCCAGCCCCAAGAAGUUCCUCCCAACAAAACCAAGAUGACUUGGAUGAAUACUCACACAUCCAGCGUCCCGGCGCGGCCAACUCCAGAGACAGCCAGAUCACCCAGGAGGAGGACUACCUCAGGAGGACCAACUCCCGCCUGGAGAAGGAACUAGACAUGGUCCAGAAGGAGAGGAGUCAGCUCUUAGAGACUCUCCAGCAGCAGGCCCAGACGCAGUCCAUGCUCCAGGGUAGCAUCAAGAGCUUGUCACCUCCUCCUCACCACCAGAGGAGGAUGGGUGAGGAUGGAGGGACGGAGAUGGAGGAACUGAGGGCAGGGAUGACGAAGCUGAGCUUCAUCAAAGAUGAUAUGGAGAGAAGACUAGACGAGAUGCACCAACUCUGUGAUAAGCUACGUCUUGAGAACCAAGCCAUUAAGGAGGUUAACGACCGCCUCCAUUCAGAGAAUAAGACACUCAGGAACCUGUCCGAGUCAAUCAGGGAUGAAGAUCACACCCAGGGAGUUCUUAUGAGGCAACACGCUGAGGAGGUGAUUGCCGAGAAUGACCAGCUCAAGACGAUCAUCCAUAAACUCAAUAUUCAAUUGAGUAGAUAUCAGGCCAAAUACUCGCCUCCAGGGAAAGAUGAUGCGCACGGAUUACCGUCUAGGGGCAGGACGCCGCGAUGGUUAACAGAGACUAAAUACUUAUCCCCACUCAUCUUGGCAUACGAAGAGGCACUUAAGGAAAAGGAUGAGGUCGUUCAGAUGACCCAUGAUGACCUCAGCCGAUUACGGAGGUCAGCGGAAGAGGUCAUUCAUGAGAACCAGAGGUUACACAUGAAGCUGGAGCAGGUUGGACAGCCGUCGUCGGUCACUUCAGCGGAAUGGCAUCGUAUUCAGGAACAUGCAAGACUAGUCUUGGAGGAGAAUCAGGUGGUUCUCAGUCAACUUGAAGUCUUACAGCAGAAGCAGAAGGAGACGCAAAAAGCACACUCAAUUGAAGUUUCCAAACUGAGCAAGUGUCUUGCGAUGGAGGAGGCAGAGAAAGGUGACCUUGAGGCCCAGCUGACAGACUUAAAACAUCGAUACAGCGCUCUCAAGCAGCAGCAUAAUCGUUUCGUCGUAGAUGCAGAAACCAAGAUGCCCAUUCAGGAACACAUGAGCUCAUUGGCAGAGUACAAAAGGGCUCUGGAAGAAGAACAGCACAAACACCAGUCUGAGAUGCAGAAUGUAAUGAUGAAGCUGUCCUCAAUCCAGGGGGAGAGGAAGAGCUUAUCGAUGAAGAUGGCCGAUAGUGAGGCAGAGAAGAGUCAAAUGCAAGGGGAGAUUCGGGCAAUGAACAGAGCACAAAAAAAGCACCAGCACACCAUCGGGCUUCUUAAAAAGGAGUUGGAACACAGCGAGAACAAACUGGCAUUAUCCAAUCAGCAUCUUAACAAGGUCCUUGAGAUUGCAGAGCAGACAUCGGUUGAGAGAGAUUCCCUCGCAAAAGUGGCAAAGAGUCAAGAACAAGAAAAGAAGAAAGCUGUGAACAAACUGUUGGAGGGUAAUGUCACUAUUGGACGACUGGAGGAGAAAUUAAAGUCAUACCAUUCAAAAGCAGACCACAAGCUCGGCAAUCUAUCCAGUCGUAUGCAGGCCCAGGAUUCGUCUCAUUCCAGCCAGCUCAGGGAGUAUGAGCGGGAGAUGUCCCAUCUGAAGGUGUUGUUACAAGAGAAACAGGACUCACUGGACUCCCUAGCUUCUGAUAAAAGGAAAGUUGAGGAUCAACUUGAGACAGUUUGGCAAACUGCGACGUCCGAUAACCGACGGAUGAAAGCUAAGCUACAAAAGUCCUUAAAGGUGCCACACCGAGAGAAUGGAAGCCUAGGUGGCGCUUUUGACUAUGAGUCCGAUAACAGAGGCCUGAUCUCAUCAGAGAGUGACUGAUGAGAGUGACUGAGAUGUGACUAGUUCCUGAAAUGUGCAAUGAGUGUGAUGAUGGUAUUUGCCACCACCUCCAAGGCGCCAGUCUGUCUUGUGACAUCGGUCUCAUUCUGACUUCAAGAUGGCUGCUUUUCUGUCCGCUGAUGUAGGAGCAGCCGAGAGAUUGGUUGAUCAUAAAGAUGACCUCUGUUCAGACAGGGUCAAAGGGUUUGGGUCCUCCAGUUUGGUACCUGAAGUUAUUUCCUAAGAUAUUCAACAGGUGUUUAACAUACAGAAAGGGCCGGCCAUUUCAAAAACGGAAACACUCAACUUUAUUACAAAACAUUGAAAAAUGCUGCAGAAAUUGGAUGUAACUUUUACUCUUUUUAUGCAAAUUUAUACAGAUCUAUUGACAGAAAAAAUACUCAUUUUAGAUCUCUGUUGAAAGUGUGUGAGAAAUUAAUAUCCAGUUUUGUUCAGGAUCUUCUAUUGGCUGAAGUUUUAGUUGGUGCCUUAUGUUGCGUUUCAGUUGACGAGCAGGCUGGUCUGGUAAGCAAUGUGUUAAACCAGUGUCAAAAAGAAGGGGUGGGACAGGGGAAUGACAGGGGACAGGUUCCCCUUGGUGUUGUGCUUGAUGAUGUUUUCAAUUUAUACUGUGAAUCUUUUCUGGAGUGUGUUAAAACUAUGGUAUUUAGUCUGAAGUUUAAUGGAAAUCUAAAUGUUAUUUAUUUCUAACUGUUUUGUACAUUGUAGGUUUUUUUCGGUAAGUUGUUUGGAAUGCACCCAUCUCUUUAUCAAUUUAUUAUUUUAACUGGUUCAUCAUGAAAUGAUAGAACAAGCAUUUGGAAGAGUUGCAGCACGCGCAGAGGAAGGUUUGUUGGGCUGGUUUGUUCUAUGUUAAAUUCUAAUGCUAUCAGACUAUCUUUGAGAUAAAAAUAGUUAUGAUUUUCAGUGUUCCAGUCUGACAGUUAUGAAGUAGAAACUAUUUUGAUAGUAAUGGCUCCUUAUUCUUAUAUGGCCCUCAGGUCUGUCAGGUAGUGAUGCUCAUGGCACUCUAACACUAUUACCCCUGGUCGCUGUGUCCCUGGGAGUGUCAGCCUUGAGCAACAAAUGCACUACUCUGCUAAAUCAAUCAAAAGAACCAUCUCUGCCCUCACAGGUACCCCCCCCCCCCCCCCUUGGUGGAGAGAAGCAAUUAUAGUGAAGUGUCAUGCUCAGGGACACAAGUGUCAUGACUGGGAUUCAACUGGAGCCCUUUAUAUUUAAGUUACGGUUUAUGUGAGAAAAUCUUCCUAAGCUUGUGAUGAGGGGAUAGUUAGUAUCGUCGGCUUCUUACAAGGCUCAUUUAAUUCCAAUGUUUUGCAAAGAUAUUUUACAACAUUGUUUACAAAAAAGUGAAUUGAAGAAUGAA